CGCUGUGGAAGGGGCGGGUGCCGGUGGCAACUGUCGUGUGACAGGUCAUUUGUUGGUGUUUUUGGUUCAAAUUUCUUAAUCGAGAUAAAAUGAACAUCCAGAAGCUGGAAAUGGAGGCCCAGCACCUGGCCUGGCAGCAGGUGGCAAACAUGCUGCAGCGGCCUGAUCAACUGGAGAAGGUUAACCAGUAUAAGCAGCGUGUGGUGCGCAAGAAGAACUCAGUGGAGGCAAUGCUGAAGACUGCAAUGCAGAGUCAGCUGGACGAUGUAAAGCUGGGCCUGAAUCAGCUGCAGGCAGCACUGCAGGAUAUACAGGAGUCUAGACACAGUCUGCAGGAGAUCGAGGCGGCGCUGGCCGAGGUGCCCGCCCUGCUGCCGCAGUUCUCCGAUCUGCGCGAGGAGAGUCGUCUGCACCAGCAGUACGAGGCGGCCGUCUGCACCAUGGACUUCACGCUCAUGAUCGACAAGUUCGUGGAGCGCGCCCAGAAGGUCAUGCAACAAAGCACGUUGCUGGCAGCGCACAAGUACCUGAUCGAGCUGGAGCGGACCCGGGACCGGCUGCUGCUGGACCUGCUCCGCAAGCUGGGUGGCCACAGCAGCGAGGUGGAGCGGCUCAAGGCACAUUUCAAGGAGGUGGAGGCUCUCUCCGACAGACUUGGGAAGCAGCUGUGGCUGAAGCUGAGCCGCACGCUGGCCACGGUGCGCCGCGAGCCGCAGGAGAUCGUCACGGCGCUGCGCAUCAUCGAGCGCGAGGAGCAGGCCGACGCCGAGCUGCUCAGCGGCGGCCACCACACCGACUACGUGCCGCCCGGACGGCCCAAGCGCUGGAGACAGCGCGCGCUCCAGGUUCUGGAGGAUGCGGUCAACACCCGGGUCGAAGCCAACGCGUUCGAGAGCCGCGUUGACAAUAAGAUGUGGCUUGUGCGGCACCUGGAGGUGUGUCGCCAACUGGUGCUUGAGGACCUGCAGGUGGUGGUGAAACUGUGCGUCGUCUGCUUCCCGCCUGAGUACGACAUCCUCAACACAUAUGUCAAGAUGUACCACACCGCGCUAUCCAAGCAUCUGAUGGACACGAUCGCCUCCGGUCUGGAGGGUAAUGAGUACUUCACACUGCUCUCUUGGAGCCAGCGCACGUACCCGGGGCCAGAGCUGCUGGGCCACCCCAGCUUGGGCAUCAACGUACAUGCGCUGCCACCGUUGCUCGAUGCUGACACCCGCGACAAGCUCGUCAAGGAUUAUGUUGAGAAAAUCGAGGCGAACUAUCAGUCGUGGCUGACGAAGACGAUCGAACAGGAGGCGGCCGACUGGCGGCGUGACGAACCGCCGGACGUCGACGGUGACCGCUUCCUCACGGCCGCGCCACUCAUUGUCUUCCAGAUGAUCGACCAGAACCUGCAGGUGGCCAAGUCGGUCAGUGACGACUUCGCAAUGCAGGUGCUGUCCGUCAGCCUUGCCCAGGUGACCAACUUCGGGGACCAGUACCGCCAGGUCAUAGUGGCAUACAAGGUUCAGCACUUCGUGGACCGUAGCCAGAUCCGUUACUUCACUCACUACGUAAUAGCGAUCGUGAACAACUGCUCCAGUAUCAUGGAGCUUGCCAAACAGACCAAGGACAGGUACUGGAAGCCGGCCGCGAACGACCACGGCGGCACCAAGGCCCUGGAAGGCCUGCUCCUUGCCUAUCGGAAGCUGCGAGACGACACGAUCGGGUUUCUGCUGGAGGAGAUGUCGCUAGACCUGGAGCCGCACUUCCGUGACCUGCUGACCCGGAAGUGGAUGACCUCGCCGGAGGCGGUCAACACCAUCUGUGCCACGGUCGAAGACUACUGCCAUGACUACGUCCACUUGAACGGCGACAGCUUCGACACGAUCGUGCUCGAUGCCCUGGCUAUGAUCUACCAAAAGUACCUGACGGCGCUGCUCCAGAAACGCAUGACGUUCAAGUCCCUGGAGGAGCGCCAGCAGGGGGCGGACAAGAUCGUGUCGGACACGACCCAGCUGACGGAGACGUUUGAGCGCAUCUCGGCUGCGAGCCGGCCCGGCGAGGACACCAGUGCCGAUACCAUCCUGCGGGCCAUGGCCGAGGUGCUGCGGGUGGAGGACGCCGACCUGCUGACGCUGGAGCUGCACGGUCUGCUGCGCCACUGUCCGGACGCCACGGCCGACCACCUGACCGCGCUGCUGCUGCUGCGCGGCGACCUCGGCCGGCUGGAGGUGCGACAGCGCGUCCAGCAGCUGCUGGAGGCGGCGCCCGCCCCCGGCGCAGCCACCGUGCUGUCUCGAGUGCAGGUGCCCAACGGCCUGUUCAACCUGACCUGAGCGAGGACGCGGUCUGCCGGACCUGACCGGGGCCAUGUGGCAGUUUGCUGAACGUCACCCGCGCAGCUGUGCUCGGCGCGUCAUUGAUUCCACGCUAGCUUGGCGUUUGUAGGCAACCGUUGGGCAACCGAUAAGCAGAUACUGCGAAAGAACAGGUUGGGUCGCUAAAGACGCAAGCUGAUGGUGAUAAAUGGUGCGUGAUAUAUGCCUUGGCUAUGCUUCGUAUGUUGUUAUUGUUUGCAAGGGGCAUCGGCAAGAGGGCAAAACUGAAAUACAGCAACACACGUAAGGUGGAACAGAGGCCACAACAUAGCCAUGUGGAUUGCGCAGUGAGCAUUGUUAAGCAUUAUGCAUACGUAUGCAAUGCUACCUCUUUAAGAAUGUAGGGAUGGCUCAAUAAAAGUAUGCACUCAGAA
Messenger RNA from Pollicipes pollicipes, 2734 nucleotides. It is a transcript of the gene Sec6, whose product is annotated as Exocyst complex component Sec6. The transcript has 15 exons. The record is from RefSeq and is a predicted model, not a curated record. The coding region runs from base 90 to 2318 and encodes 742 amino acids. Gene Ontology annotation, molecular function: SNARE binding. Gene Ontology annotation, cellular component: exocyst. Gene Ontology annotation, biological process: exocytosis; exocyst localization. Lineage: Eukaryota; Metazoa; Arthropoda; Thecostraca; Pollicipedomorpha; Pollicipedidae.